CCAGGAUCGCAGCGCGCGGCGCGCUCCGCUCUCCCAACCCGCAGCCAGUCGGCGGCGCUCCAGCCCACUGAGCGCAGCCUCCACCGGGACCCGAGGCGAACAGCACAGGAUCAGCCGGCGACCCACUUCGGACCAACCCACAAUCGGCCCCGGGACCCACUUCAGACCUGUUCCUUACGGGGGACAGCGCCUCGCCGCUUCCCGCCACCCAGCGCUGCACGCUCCUCGGGACACAGUGCCAACCACCCAGAGGACAAGAUGGAUUGGGGCACUCUCCAGAGCAUCCUCGGGGGUGUCAACAAACACUCCACCAGCAUUGGGAAGAUCUGGCUCACGGUCCUCUUCAUCUUCCGCAUCAUGAUCCUCGUGGUGGCCGCGAAGGAGGUGUGGGGAGACGAGCAAGCCGAUUUCGUCUGCAACACUCUCCAGCCUGGCUGCAAGAACGUCUGCUACGACCACUACUUCCCCAUCUCUCACAUCCGGCUCUGGGCUCUGCAGCUGAUCAUGGUGUCCACGCCAGCCCUCCUGGUGGCUAUGCACGUGGCCUACCGGAGACAUGAAAAGAAGCGGAAGUUCAUGAAGGGAGAGAUAAAGAACGAGUUUAAGGACAUCGAAGAGAUCAAAACCCAGAAGGUCCGCAUUGAAGGGUCCCUGUGGUGGACCUACACCACCAGCAUCUUCUUCCGGGUCAUCUUUGAAGCCGUCUUCAUGUACGUCUUUUACAUCAUGUACAAUGGCUUCUUCAUGCAGCGUUUGGUGAAGUGCAACGCUUGGCCCUGCCCCAAUACAGUGGACUGCUUCAUUUCCAGGCCCACAGAAAAGACUGUCUUCACCGUGUUCAUGAUUUCUGUGUCUGGAAUUUGCAUCCUGCUAAAUAUCACAGAGCUGUGCUAUUUGUUCAUUAGGUAUUGCUCAGGAAAGUCCAAAAGACCAGUCUAAUGCAUUGCCUGGCUGCUAGAGCAACGAUGGAGGGAGAAGCCGAGGCAACCCACGCUUAGUCGCUUAGUCGCCAGAGCUCAGCCACCAGCAGUUCCCAAGACAAGCAUUCCCAUCUUAAAGGCCACCAUUUGAAGUCCCCGUAGGCUUCCCAUGAAACUCCAGAAGCCUCCGUGGGCCUCCCUUCCCCCAAAGCUUCCAAACAAAGGCCCAAUUCUAUGCCUGUAUUAAUGGGUUCUAAAGUUAGUUCCACUGAGACCCCGUGCUGGUAGCAACCAAGCUUGGAGGAUACAUUCACAGUUUAAACAAAGGGAUCUCACAUUGUUUCUCUUCUUCUGAGGGCAGGAGAGAGGAGCCCAGUCCUGAGGAAGGUGCCACUGGGAAAGUUCCUCCCGCGUGGUACCCUCCCCCAAGUUACCCCUAGCUGAAGGUAAAGCAUCUCCAUACUGUUAUUUGCUUUGAUAGUUUAUGUCUGCAACAAUGGACAAAAAGCUAUUUUAAUGCUUCAAGCGCUGUGUACAUUUUUUUUUUAAAUGAAAACCUUAAAAUAAGAUAGGCUCUUUUGUUCCUAGAAUGAUCUGGAAAGCAUUAUACAUUCCCCCUAGUUCAGAGGUUCAGUGUGUGAAGUGAGCAUGGUGUGUAACCAGAUCUCACAGGGUCUUUAAAAGGAAACCUGCAGUGUGGCUGAGGGCCCACCUAUUGUAUUCACCACUGGUGUGCUGGGCUCAGGGCUACAACCCUACUGCCUGUCACAAGUGAGACAAACUGGAAGCGUCUCAUGCUGGCUUCUGACAAGAAGAGGCCUCAAUUAAAAUAGUCAACUGUAAUUUUGUGUAAGAGACAGAUAGGAUAUGCCAACAACGGGCAAGCGCCAUGAGCCUAACUCAGCCCCACCCCACCCCACCCCUAACCCCCACCAGUUUGUCUACUCUGUAGCUGUGGGAUGUUGCAGUCAGCAUCAGAAGAUAGUGCGACUUCAUGCAUUUGCUUGGGAAUUUCACUGCCAUGGGACAAUUCAAUGGUGCAGAAACCAAAUGGGGUGGUUUUCAAAGAACCAAUGAAACGUCUAGACUCCCAGUCCUGUUGAUUAAAACUAAGUUUUUCUACUUUUGAAAGUGUGUUUGCCUUCCUCUUCAGCAUUGCCUUCUUAACUGGAAACAGAAAUGUGGAUAUUUGGAAGAAAUAGAAGAAACUAGUUUAGGUCAAUAUAUAACCUUUCUAGGGCAAGUUGAACCAUUACCAUUAUGCCUUAUGUGUUUCCUACAAGAUGACAGUCAACAAAUCCAACAGGGGACACUUCUUUCUGCCAAGAAUGUCAUUGGAAAGCCAUUUUGUAACAAUAAAUAAGAGUUGUGGUUUCAUGCUUGUCACUGAUAUAAUUUUGUAAACCCCUAAAUGUCCUUUAUUAAAAUAUGAUUAUUUUGUAUACUUUAAAAUUAAAUAAGGUUUUUAAUAGAA
Mus pahari (shrew mouse) is the source of this 2394-nucleotide messenger RNA. It is a transcript of the gene Gjb2, whose product is annotated as gap junction protein beta 2. Gene Ontology annotation, biological process: cell communication. NCBI's taxonomy places the organism in Eukaryota, Metazoa, Chordata, Mammalia, Rodentia, Muridae. The transcript has 2 exons. Gene Ontology annotation, cellular component: connexin complex. The record is from RefSeq and is a predicted model, not a curated record. Bases 259 to 939 code for a protein of 226 amino acids.